GGCUGUUGAAAGCAGAGAGAGAGGAAAACGGACACACGCACGCGCACACCGGCAUCGCUUUCAACAAAAAGCCGUCGAAAGCGCCGAAUUGAGACCACGUUUACCGGCGAAAGUUUCCUCGACAAGACGCCCAGAUGGACACCAGAAACACUGAGGAGAAACCAGUCCAGCGGUCCAAGUCCUUUAGCUUCAAGACGCAGAAGGAGGUUUGCUCAUCGUGCGAGAAGACGGUCUACCCCAUGGAGCGGCUGGUGGCUGACAACCAGGUCUUCCACUCCACGUGCUUCUGCUGCAAGCACUGCAACACCAAGCUCAGCCUGGGAAGCUUCGCUGCCUUGCAAGGUGAAUUCUACUGCAAGCCUCAUUUCAAGCAGCUGUUCAAAAGCAAAGGCAACUAUGACGAGGGCUUUGGACGCAAGCAGCACAAAGAGCGCUGGGCCGCCAAGGAGACAGAAAACAUAACCAAGACGGCGUAAAAACAAACAAAAAACGGUGACAUCGCUUUUUAAAAUUUUAUUUUUAUUUUAUUUUUUUUAACUGGCCAUAAUUCACACCAUUAUUUUGUUGUUCUUUUUAGUUUAUUACCAGCUAGUUGAUUGUGACCAACAGCUGUCUGGGCUUGGGCGAAGGGGGAAACGUUACCAUGCUGUAAUUCUGUUAUUUCUUAUUGUUGUUGUUAUUACAAAUGAUUUGCAACCAUUUAAUCACAUCAGCAGGCUCACACUUUUUUUAUACACACACACAAACACACACACUCACACGCAAACACACACUCACUCACUCAGUCACUCAGGUCAACUAUCCCAGGCUUUUUAUUGGCAGUGUCACCCAAGGAUUUUAUACAAAAAUGUUACAAUAAUGAACCGCAGCGGGCCCGAGCACCUGACAGGGGAUGAAACAGGGUACUGUAACAUUACCUCGUGUUUUUUUUCUUUUCUACUUAUUCUGUUGUGGAGUGUCGACCGUCUUUGUUGCAUGUAGUCAGUACGAGGAGGUCCCAACGGCCUUAUUUUCACCACUGGAUCGGCCUUUAAUGUUGUAAUUAUUGGUUUUAUUUAGUUUACGAGCACUUGGAUUGUUUGUUUUGUGAAUUUAUCUGUACAUAGCGCUGUAGUUUUUGUGAUUCGUAAAUACCCUCCCACCCCCACUCGACACCAAUCGCCCCAAGUUGCCGAAAACACCCCACGCGUUUGUGCCAUCUGUCGUUUGAAUCAUUCCAAUCAUGUAAAAAAAAAUAAAUAAUAAUAAUCCUUUGUUACCCUCCCCAAACCCAGUGUUUGCAAACUUUUAUUGAGCCAAGGUAUAUAUUUUACAAUAGAAAAAUCGUUUAAACGACACACCACUGAACAAAAUGCAUGGUGGUAGUGGAAGAGCAUUUAAUGUUUCUGCAUGUCACUACACGUGGUUGGCAUAAAUAGAUGACCAUAGAUACUAAGAUGCUGUCCUAACCAGUUGGCACCUGGACCUAUUCCUUCAAGAAGUGGUGCCCCCUAAAAUGAGUGAAUGCUGCACGUGUAACAGCCGGUGCAGAGUGCCCCCUGCUGCUGACCCGCUGGCUUGUCUGAGGAGAAAUAGUUAACCAUAUGACCGUUUUUUCUUUCCUUUUUAAAAUUUUUUUUAAAUGCCUUUUUAGUCACGGCUGCCUCCGUUUCUGGCCUCCAUUUUGAUUGACGAACUAUUAAUCAGGAUUAUGUUUUUUUUUUAUUGUGUGAACAUUUAAAAAAAAUCUAAUUUUAGGGACUUGACUGACACUUGAAUGACUCGAUAGAUUUUGUUACUGUGAAUCGAGCAUGCUGUGACCAAUAAAAUUGAUUAUUUGCAUUUUUUUUUUUAAAUGAAAAGCCUUAGAACUCACUAUGACUUCAUGUCCUGAUCAUGCCUUUUCCAAAAGCAGACUUCACGCCACAUUCCCACUCAACCAGCAGCCCCACUCACGACUCCACAAAAUAAUGUACUGUACAAUACUUCUAACUCUGCUGUUACGUAUGUAUGUGUAUGUUGACUUUUUAAUCAUUGAAUGCUUUCAAUUUGAAAUUAUUAUACUGUAUGUGGAAAAUGUUGUCUUUUUGUUUGUUGGUUGUUGCCCACCAAGGGUACAUCUGUGAACAUCACUCUGGUUAGGUGAUUGAUGAUGGCAGGUUUUUGAGGAAAAAGUUAAGUCUGCUGUUUUGUUCUCAUGGAUUUUUCAUCUUUUCAAACUUACGCCUCUUUUUGACAGUGGUUUAUAUAUAUAUAUACACACACAGUGGGUACGGAAAGUAUUCAGACCCCCUUGAAUUUGUCACUUUUAUAUUGCAGCCAUUUGCUAAAAUCAUUUAAGUUCAUUUUUUUUUCCACAUUAAUGUACACUCAGCACACCAUAUUGACAGAAAAAAAGAGGAAUUGUUGAAAUGUUUGCAGAUUUAUUAAGAAAAAAGGAAAUAUCACACAGCCAUAAGUAAUCAGACCCUUUGCUCCGUAUUUAGUAGAAGCACCCUUUUGAGCUAAUACAGCCAUGAGUCUUUUUGGGAAUGAUGCAACAUGUUUUUCCACACCUGGAUUUGUGGAUCAUCUGCCAUUCCUCCUCAUAGAUCCCCUCCAGUUCUGUUAGGUUGGAUGGCGAAUGUUGGUGGGCAGCCAUUUUCAGGUCUUUCCAGAGAUGCUCAAUUGGGGUGGAGUGCUGCAGUGAUUGUUGACUUUAUAAAACUCUCCCAUCUCCUGACUGCAUCUCUGGAGCUCAGCCAGAGUGAUCUUUGGGUUAUUCACCUCUCUCACCAAGGCUCUUCUCCCCCAAUUGCUCAGUUUGGCCGGAUGGCCAGCUCAAGGAAGGGUUCUGGUCAUCCAUUUAAGGAUUAUGGACCCCACUGCUCUUAGGAACCUUAAGUGCAGCAGAAAUGUUUUUGUAACCUUGGCCAGAUCUGUGCCUUUCCACAAUUCUGUCUCUGAGCUCUUCAGGCAGUUCCUUCGUCCUCAUGAUUCUCAUUUGCUCUGACAUGCACUGUAAGGUCUUAUAUAUACAGGGGUGUGGCUUUCCUAAUCAAGUCCCGCUGGACUCCAAUGAAGGUGUAGCACCAUCUCAAGGAUGAUCAGAUGAAAUGGAGAGCACCCGAGUUAAAUGUAUGAGUGUCACAGCAAAGGGUCUGAAUACUUAUGGCUGUGUGAUUUCAGUUUUUCUUUUU
Phyllopteryx taeniolatus (common seadragon) is the source of this 3158-nucleotide messenger RNA. RefSeq names its product LIM domain containing 2 (gene limd2). Gene Ontology annotation, molecular function: actin filament binding. NCBI's taxonomy places the organism in Eukaryota, Metazoa, Chordata, Actinopteri, Syngnathiformes, Syngnathidae. Gene Ontology annotation, cellular component: actin cytoskeleton; plasma membrane. The record is from RefSeq and is a predicted model, not a curated record. Gene Ontology annotation, biological process: actin filament bundle assembly. The transcript has 4 exons. Bases 135 to 476 code for a protein of 113 amino acids.